AUGACCAAAACCAGCAAAGCGAGGCCACGGUAUGAAGAAGACCUUGCCCGGCGGCCCAUGCGGGCUAAAAGACAACACCGCACGGAGCAAGCCCAAGACGACUUGUCGGCCCCGUGCGACGGGUGCUGGCAAGGCACGCGAAGAAGAAGAACGCAGCCGCGGCGGCAGCACCGCGGCAGCGGACGGCGACGGCGGCAGCUGCAGCUGCAAGGGGGGCUAUUAUUCGCCGAUCUUGUGCAGGAGGGGGGCGAUCUGGCGCGGUCGGAGGUCGGCCUGCCGAGCGAUCGGUGGCGCGACGGGGAGGGUUCUCUUUCUCUUCUGGCGGGCAGAAACGGGAGGAAGAAGAAGAGGGUCAGGUGGGGCGAGGGGCUGCGCUGGGAGGAGGGGGAGAGGGAUGCCGGGUUUUCGCUGAGGUCGAUUGUGCGCUGGGAGCCGGCUUAUGUGGUCAAGGUCGUUGAUGAGUCGCGGGGAAAAGGGGGGAGGAGCAGGAGGGGGACUGAGCGGGUGGAAGUGAGGAUGGAGGUCCGGACGCCGCAGCAGGCCGAGGAGGCGGCGGCUGAGUCGUCGGCCGCUCUGGCGGAGGCCGCGUCUGAGUCGGACAGUGGCGAUGAAUACGAUGUGCUGGUGGACUUCUCGGGCAACGAAGCGGACGGUUGGGUUCCGGUUAUGGUGGCGGAGGAGGACGAGGGAGAAGACUGGAUGUCGCUGACUGGCUCCUGGGUGUUGAUGCGAGGGCGAGGUGAGGCGAAGAAGAAUGCGGAUUAA
Molecule: messenger RNA, 765 nt
Organism: Thermothielavioides terrestris NRRL 8126
Lineage: Eukaryota; Fungi; Ascomycota; Sordariomycetes; Sordariales; Chaetomiaceae
Exons: 1
Coding region: 1-765 (254 amino acids)
Source: RefSeq, a predicted model, not a curated record